AGCUGCAGUACAGUCCUCUUCUUUCUCCUCUUCCUGAGAUCUAGAUCUGCACCAGAGGGCCCCCACUCCCCCCUUCAACCAGGCCCCCAGAGAUCCAUAACCCAGCCCCCCAAGUCCCCACGUCCACCUCCAGGAAAACCUUUAGCAUACCAUCACCCUCCCUGAAACCUACCCUGACCCUUGUCAAGAGUCUUCUGGAGACCUGAGCUAUGCGGAGUGUGGUCUGUCUCUGGCUGGGGGCAUGGCUGGGGAUAGCCCUGGGGACUACCCCAAGAUCUGCCAGUCUAUUGACCGUGCUCACCUCCAACCAAAGUUCUUUGGACCAGGAUGCCCUGGGCUCCCUGUUAAAUACACUGGCGGCCCGUGUGCACUGCCUAGAUGAGCCGUGUGGAAAGUGCAUAACCGUGGAGAAUGCCCUGGCCCUCUCGGGGCAGGGCUGGAUUCUGACUUCCCAGAAUGUGACCCAGUUCUGUGCCGGGAUCGCUCUCUACCUCAGGGAUCCAGAGGGCACUUGUGCUGCUAUCCAGGCUGGCAGCUGGGGCUCCCAGGCAGAGAGCUUCCUGGCUUCCUUGGCCUCUGCCGGAGAGCAUUACUCCAACAUCCUGAACCAACUUCUUCAACAGACCCUAGGGCACUACCAAGCAGAGCCAGGCGAGAGUUGUGUGGACAUGCAGCAGAUUUUGGAGGAAGCAGCAGAAGCCCAGGGGACUGAAGGCGAAGGUCCAAGUCGGGCUCUGGCUGCUCUCCUUGACCAUGCCCUAGCUGGGUCCUGCUUCCAUGUUCUGCCCAGUCCCCAGUACUUCAUCGAUUUUGUCUUCCGACUUCAUGGCAAUGAAUCACGGAACCUCACUCUAUCUGAGUUGCAGGCUCUGAUGAGCCAGCUGCACGUGGGGGGGGAGACUGAGGUCCAUUCCCAUAGCAGCCUUGAAGAGCACCAGCGCUAUCACAGAGAGUACAGCCUGGAAGGAAGGGCAGGCCGCCAGCUGAGGACACUGGGGGACUCUGACAGUGUAUGGGACACGGUAUGCCUGAGUGGCUCUGAUGUCCUGGAGGUGUAUGGGCUGUCCGAAGAGGAAGGUGUGUCCCCAGAAGCCUGGGCCCGGCUCAGCCCAGCCCUUGUCCAGCAGCAGCUCAGUGGGGCCUGUGAAACUGUCCACACCACCACCCAGGGGGACCUCACUGUCACUGAAAAAUACCUGUAUAGCUCCCUAGCCACACUGAUCAUCUGCCUCGCCUCCCUCUUUGGCCUGGUGAUUGUGUUCUGUGCCUCCUGCAAAGAUGUCUCCCACUAUGUCAUCCAAACCUUUCUGGGCAUGGCUGUGGGCUCCCUCACUGGUGAUGCUGUGCUUCAUCUCAUCCCUAAGGUGCUAGGCCAACAUUCCCAUGAGGGGGAAAGUGAGCAUGGGAGUCCUGAGCUUGUGUGGCGGCUCUUGGGUGCAUUGGGCGGCUUCUAUGCUUUCUUCCUCCUUGAGAACCUCUUCAACAUCUUCAUGUCGUGGGAUUCAGGGGACAAAGAGGACAGCGGCACCUGCAACCACAGCCACGGAAUGUCCCUGCAGCUGGUGACGGAUGAACUGUCACACCAGAAGCAGCAACAGCAACAGGAAGGCUCGAGGACAGACCUGGUUUCGGAUGAGAACCUAGAGCUUUCUGGUCAGGAUCACCAAAAACCAAGCCGAGAGCUGCGGCUUCUCCCCUACAUGAUCACCCUUGGAGAUGCCCUUCACAAUUUUGCGGAUGGGUUAACUGUGGGCGCUGCAUUUACUGCUUCAUGGAAGACGGGGCUGGCUACCUCCCUGGCUGUUCUGUGCCAUGAGGUGCCCCAUGAACUCGGGGACUUCGGUGCCCUGCUCCACGCAGGGCUGUCAGUGAGUCGUGCCCUGCUGCUGAACUUGGUCUCAAGCUUGACAGCCUUUGCUGGGCUCUAUGUGGCUCUGGGGAUCGGAUCCAAUGAGGAAAGUGAGCUCUGGAUCCUCGCAGUCGCCAUUGGGCUCUUCCUCUAUGUGGCACUCUGUGACAUGCUGCCAUCAAUGAUGAAUGUGAGGGACAAGAGGCCCUGGCUGCUCUUCUUCCUGCACAAUCUGGGGCUCCUGAGCGGCUGGGUCAUCCUGCUGGUGCUGUCUUUGUAUGAAGAGAACAUCACUUUCUGAUCCCAUGCUUGCCUUGUUGGCAACCUGACUGACAUGUGACCCUUCACUGUCCACCCUCUACUCUCUAACUCUGAACUGGCCUCAUCAUAACCCCCUGGUCUCUGACCUCUGACCCCUGACCCCUUCUGUCACCUUGCGCAAUGCACUAGACACUUUUCUGGGAUGCUCUUUGAUAAUUGCUAAGUUGAGGUGCCCCUAGGUGCACUCCCCACCCCUAUCACUCUCUGGAUUUUUCAGGAUCCUUUCAUUAGAGCCUCAGAGAGAAUUUCUACAAAGUUCUUUCAACACAUCCUAAAAUGCAUACAUAACUUCCACCAGAAGGGUGAGGAGGGGCUCAUCACUCACUGUCCCCUGCCCCCACUGCUUUCUAACCUCCAGUGACCUUGUGGUCCUAGACAUCAAUUUUGUGUUCCUGGUCCUCAGCCCCUCCUGCCUCUGGGAAUUCCUGCUGCACCCUUUAUGCUGGACACAGAGGAGCAGGGAGAACAGAAUAACCCAGGUUGAGUCCCAGAGAGGGCCUCUGCCACCACUUCAUGCAAAAUUUGUAAACCUGUUUUUUUUUCCUUUUUCUUGGCUGCUUUGGUCUGCCCUGCCCUUCACUGGGAAGGAGGAGGGGGAGAAUGAAAGGAUGGAGGGAGUCCAGUGUGGAAUGGGGAGCAGGGUGGAGUGGUGGACAGAUAACUCAAAGUCAGGAGGUUUGUGCUUAGAAGUUGGACAAAAGGCCCUAGCAGUUCCCUGCGGGCUGGCUUUGACAGUCUGAGUCCCUGAGAUGUAUUGAGGUUAGAUGAGUACAAUUCAUCCAGAAUGCUUACGGUCUUCACCGUUGGCAUUUAGAAGAGUCCAUGCCUCAGCUUUCUCCUUCCCUCCAGUUGCCCUAGUCAGGAGGCAGAGCUGGGAAUGUUCUCCCAUUAUGCUCAGGUGAGGUGCCACUGUGAUAGGGGAAGGACUGGAACCCACAUCUCCUAGGUUCUAGAUUGAGAGAUUCUGUCUAUGUCGAAAUAAAAGAGGGAGUGAAAUUGUGUGUGUUUGAGUGUAUGAAAAAUGACUAGUGAAAUAAUUUUAUAAGAGGAUUUCCUAAACAUGUAGGUGACCUUUUUGAAGUUAGACAAAAGAAUUCCAUGGUGAGAUAAUCGUAUGUGGGUCUAUAAACCUUUUCUGCAUCCUGGGUCCCUUUGGCAAUCUGGUGAUACCUAUGAACCCCUUCUCAGAAUGUUUUAAAAUGUAUAA
Trichosurus vulpecula (common brushtail) is the source of this 3377-nucleotide messenger RNA. RefSeq names its product solute carrier family 39 member 4 (gene SLC39A4). The transcript is spliced from 12 exons. Lineage: Eukaryota; Metazoa; Chordata; Mammalia; Diprotodontia; Phalangeridae. Bases 210 to 2150 code for a protein of 646 amino acids. The record is from RefSeq and is a predicted model, not a curated record. Gene Ontology annotation, biological process: intracellular zinc ion homeostasis; zinc ion import across plasma membrane. Gene Ontology annotation, cellular component: membrane. Gene Ontology annotation, molecular function: zinc ion transmembrane transporter activity.